This is a messenger RNA of Alosa sapidissima (American shad), 1484 nucleotides long. RefSeq names its product LSM12 homolog b (gene lsm12b). Gene Ontology annotation, molecular function: RNA binding. The record is from RefSeq and is a predicted model, not a curated record. The transcript has 5 exons. The coding region runs from base 39 to 632 and encodes 197 amino acids. NCBI's taxonomy places the organism in Eukaryota, Metazoa, Chordata, Actinopteri, Clupeiformes, Clupeidae.
ACGUAAAAGCAGGCGCUCCGGUUUCCCUGGCGGAGAAGAUGGCGGCUCCUGGACCGGGGGAGUAUUUCAGUGUCGGGAGCCAUGUCUCUUGUCUUACCUGCUUAGGUCAACGUUUACAAGGAGAGGUCGUGGCUUUUGACUACCAAUCCAAGAUGUUGACUUUGAAAUGUGCUUCCUCCAGCGGUAAGCCAAACUUGAGCGACGUGGUCCUGAUUAACCUAGCCUAUGUGUCAGAGGUGGACGUCGUCAAUGACCGCACUGAAACCCCACCUCCGCUAGCAUCUCUCAAUAUAAGCAAGCUGGCCAACCGAGCACGGUCAGAAAAGGAGGACAAGCUCUCCCAAGCCUAUGCAAUCAGUGCAGGGGUGUCUGUGGAAGGCCAGCAGUUAUUCCACACUAUUCACAAAACUAUCAAAGAUUGCAAGUGGCAGGAGAAGAACAUCAUCGUGAUGGAUGACGUGGUCAUCUCGCCUCCCUACCAGGUGGAUAAUUGCAAAGGCAAAGAGGGAAGCGCUUUAAGUCAUAUACGCAAAAUAGUUGAGAAACACUUCCGGGACGCGGAGGGCCAGAAGCCGGUGCCGCGCACACAAGCACAGCAAACACAGAAGGACUCCUCUUCUUUAUCAUCUUGAGAAGGGAGGGAGGUGUAUAUGUGUGUGUGUGUGUGUGAGAGAGAGUGUGGGUGUGUCGGGAGUUUGUGUGUUUUCGGGGUGUGUAUGUGUGGGGGGGGGGUUGCGCAUGUAUGGGUACGCAUGUGGGUGGGUGGGUGUGUGUGUGUGUGUGUGUGAGUGAGAGCAUGUCGGCCCAGCCUUGAACGGUGAGACGGGGCCGCAGGGAGAGGGGAGCACCGAGCCAGGCGAGCCGACGUUCCGUAAACCCCUUGCCCUCUGACCUUCGACCUUGACCUCCGACCCCCACAGGCGGCAACUUCCCUGCUGUCUAUCAGCGCCAGAUCCACUCAGCGGUGGGCACGGGGGGGAUCGCCCAGGCCUCGGGGGGGUCUGGAAGAUUUUAAGAAAUUAAUAAACAAACAAAUAAAAUGUAAAAAAAUAAAAACAAAUAAACAUUGUAAAAAGAGAGAAAAACACGAGAGACACAGACAGAGAGGAAAUUAGACUCCGUGAAAAAUAAUUUAAAAACAGACCAGAACACACCGACAGACCCCAGACUAACUCUGCCCCCCCCCCCCCUCCUCCCCCCUCAUGCCAGCAAUUUUUAUUUUUUUUGUCAGCCAUUUUCCCUUCCUACUUCACCAAGUCACCCUUCUUCUUCCCUUCCCUCUCUCCUUCGCCAUGAAUUCCAUUUUGUCUGAAAAAGAAAAAAACAAGUGCAGUCAGAAGAGCUUGUUAGCUUCAUUUUUUUUUUUUUUUUCUGUAUGUUCUUCAAGUGUCUGUAUUUUCUGUAUUUUAAAAGAAAAACAAGAAGUGACUUAAGAUGGCACACUUUAAAAAGGACAUUUUCUAAAAUAAAAGUAACAAAACCUC